This is a messenger RNA of Penicillium vulpinum, 1167 nucleotides long. It is a transcript of the gene rad14, whose product is annotated as DNA repair protein RAD14. The coding region runs from base 1 to 1167 and encodes 388 amino acids. The transcript is spliced from 2 exons. The record is from RefSeq and is a predicted model, not a curated record. Gene Ontology annotation, molecular function: damaged DNA binding. Gene Ontology annotation, cellular component: nucleotide-excision repair factor 1 complex. NCBI's taxonomy places the organism in Eukaryota, Fungi, Ascomycota, Eurotiomycetes, Eurotiales, Aspergillaceae. Gene Ontology annotation, biological process: nucleotide-excision repair involved in interstrand cross-link repair; nucleotide-excision repair, DNA damage recognition; base-excision repair.
AUGCCAACAGAAAGGCCCUCAACCCCGCCUUCGCAGCCCAAGGGCUCGGGGGCAGGGCAACUUCCUCGUGCUUCUAUGACUCCAGAACAACAACGGAGGAUGGAAAUUAAUCGCAUGAAAGCUAAAGCUCUUCGAGAGAGACGUGAAGCCGAACUAUCCCAAGCUGCCUUAAACACCUCCCAGCCUACAGCAGGUGCCAAACGCUCGUUCACCUCGAUGGCGGCAUCAAAUCAACCUGCUAAUAUGCGCGAUGCAUCUUCUUCAAAUCGCCCACUGGACUCGAUAAAGCCAGCCCGAAAUUUCGCAAGCUAUGUCGACUAUGAUUUUAGCAAGAUGACCGACACGAAAGGUGGAUUUUUGACACAGGAGGAUGACCCGUUCAACAAACAACUACACGUGCCAGAUGGGAAAGAAGUACAAAAACCAGCACAUAUGACCCAGAAGGAGUGGGAACGCCAUCAGAUACUCCAAUCACUAAAGCGAAAUCGGGAAGGGCCUUUUGAACCAGGUCUAAGUGUCCUAGAUGAUAAAAGCAAGCAGAAGACAUGUCGUGAAUGUGGCAGUCUCGAAAUUGAUUGGAAAUGGGAAGAGGAGCUGAAGUGUUGCAUCUGUCAUGCCUGCAAGGAGAAGCACCCGGAGAAAUACAGUUUGUUGACCAAGACGGAAGCCAAGGAAGAUUAUCUCUUGACAGAUCGUGAGUACUUAAUUAUCGUUUAUGAAAAGAGAGUUGUGCUGAUCACUCUUUGCACAGCUGAACUUCGAGAUGAAGAGCUCCUUCCACGGCUCGAGCGUCCAAAUCCACACAAAUCUACAUGGAAUAGCAUGAUGCUGUAUCUACGAUACCAGAUCGAAGAAUAUGCGUUUUCCGAGAAGAAAUGGGGUUCAACGGAGGCGCUUGAUGCUGAGUUUGAGCGGCGAGAAAGUGAUAAGAAACGGCGACGGGAGGCCAAAUUCAAAACGAAGCUGCAGGAGCUGAAGAAACGCACACGUGUGGAGGCUUACCGACGCAAUCGACAAGGUGCUUCGGGUGGAGAGUUUGGCGACGAUCUUGGUUCUGGGCGGAAGCAUGUCCAUCAAUGGGGCCGAUCCAUUGAGAAUCCAGAAACUGGAAUUGGUAUCAAGACGUGUAUAGAAUGUGGGAUGGAGGUGGAAGAACUUGAGUUCUAG